AUUGAAAGGUUUCUUUUUAUGUAGAUCGAAUACAUUUGCAGCUAAUUUUCCCAAGGGGCAAAUCUAGGCUUAAAGGAUGAAUGGGAUCAAGAAGGGUUUGGGUUAAUAGUGGAAUGUGAGACCCGUAACAGAGGAUUGUGGGGGCGGGGUAACCUUUGGAUGCUGAUGUCAUCAGAUUUGACCUUGACUUUUUUAUGAAAUAGACUUUUUCCAAAGACACAAACUGGUUUUGCACAGGCUGUUGCAUCUCACUGCGUGUGGCAUUUCUUGUGUUUAGUGGAACAUCAGAUCACUUCAGGAAUGCAGAUAAUGUCACUUCUCUCAAGCUGUCAUCGGAUGCUAUCACUCAAAUAACAACGGAGAGUUCAGAAAAGACCACAUUUUCAUCAGAGAUUAUUAUUAAUUCUCAGUCUCACAACAUCCUUAACAAGCCAUCUCAUUGCCCAACUGCUCAGCUUUCACUAUUGCCCUACAAGCCUUCUGGAAGUGCCGAAAUGUACUAUGUUCCGAGCUCAUUGGAGCCACCCCAGUAUCCUGUUGCCAAGUCAGAGACCACUCUGGAGAGCAGCCACUCAGGCUCCAAUGAUGCCAUUGCUCCAGAUUUCCCCCCUGACGCCCUGGGCACAAGGGAUGAGAACAUGUCCGAUAUCGUAACCAUCAAGCACAAAGAAGGCAUCUAUAGCAAGAAGACCGUGCGCAAGGCAGCCUGGACUGAAGAACGAAACCCCCCCCAAGAAGAUGUCUCAGAAUCUAAAGAUCAGUUGAAACUUGAAAACACUACCCAUUCUGUGUUCAAGUCGGCCCAGUUUUACUUUCACCAUCCAGUGCACCAUCAACAUGAUCAUGAUUUCUUUUCCUGCCGUGAGCCCUGGGGAAGGGGAGCUUUCCUGGCUCAUUCCAGAAGAGACAAAGACCCAUGUUUCAGUCCACCUUAUGAAGCUUGUGAAGAUGAGCAUAGAUUCUCCCCCUUACAGACUGAAAUGGAUUACACCAGGAUAGAGAGGUACUGCUGGAAUGUUGGAGGUGGCAGAGAGCCAGGGGCCAGGCAGAGGCUUGAAGAGAAUCUCAAAAUUGGUAGUAAGAUGAGCAGUGGGAAAGAAACCUCGAGGAUCCGCUUUUCUCUACCGCAGACCCUUGAGCCCAGCACCACUUUGAAUGAGCUCUGGAACAGGUUUCAGGAGCGACAGAAGAAACAGAAGCCACCUGCUUCCACCUCCUCAGAUGAAUUAUCCUUGGUUGAUCGUCUUGAUCGCCUGGCAAAGGUCCUUCAGAAGCCCAUGAUGCUCUCUCUCCAGGCAUCCCAGCCUGCCCGAGAUGAUUGCAGAGGGGAGAGCACGCAGCAGCAGAGGAGAAGGAAGCACCAGCUAAAGAAGAAAGAUGAAGUUGAGUCUCUGUCUUCUCACAGACCAAGAUUGCCCUCCCAGUCUCCAUUUGGACUAGUGGAUAGGAACCAAACGAAGCUCACCCAUCCCAGACAGCCAGGACUGGAUUCUGUAAGCCCCAUCUCUUCAGAUUCUAGGCCCUCCCCCGAGCCCGAAGAUCCUAUGUUUGAGUCAGAUGCGACUACCCAGACUGAUUGGGAGGCAGGCCCACUUGCGGAGGUGAGCAGUGACAUGUCCAUCGUUGACCUUGCCCGGAUAGUCCAGGGAAGAAUGCAUGCAUCACCAAAACGCCAGCAGAAGCACUUCUCUGAGAGGCAGAGAGAGGAGAGUAGGAAGGUAGCCAAGUGGAAGAAAAUCUCCCCAACCUCUCCUCAGCUCAGAAGGAAAGGCAUGCAGGUGGAUUCUGUUAUUUCCUCAGACUCAGUCUCAACUGUCAGUAGUGCUUGGAGUCUAAGCCCCACCCACAGGAAGAAGCAGACUGUCCAGAUGUUAAAUAAGGGUGUUCAAACAGGGGAAUUGGAGAUUGUGAGAAGUACAAGGAAAUACACUCGAGAUUUUGGGGUGACUUUUCCAACCCCAGAUUAUAAUGUGACUGGUAGAAGAGUAGAUUAUUAUGUGAACUCUUCAAGUCCAGGGAGCAGUUCAGAAGAAAAGAAGCCUGUGACUAUUUAUCUGUGGACCAAGAAGCCGAGGAAGAGUAAACCUCACGGCCGUGAAGGGGUUUCCUGGUUUAUUCCUGCAGAAAACUUGAGUUGUGCCUCCAAGAAGGAGAACCAGAGCAGUUGUGUGUCUGGCCCCGGCCCCUCCUGGUUCGCCUCCCUGACUGACACCAAGCCCUGGAGGCAGCCCCUUCGAGAGCAGAACUGGCAGAUGGACGGCAAGGGCAGCGAUAGGCUGCAGGCGGCGUCGCCUGGCCCCAGCGAUGACAAGGAGGCCCAGAGACGAUUCGUGAAGGCAGGCCUGCAGGUGUGCAGGGCUAUGGCUGUGCCGAAAGACAGAGCCCUCAGCCCCCGUGAGUCCCUGGAGAGGCUCCGCCCUGACUUCAUCUCGCGCUCCGGGGCCCGGGUGAAGCGGCUCAGGUUAAUGACGGAGGAGAGAAAGCUGCAGUGUCAGCUGCAGAGGGAGCGGGACGAGCUGUUCAACACGGCUGAGCCACAGAGGGAGUCCCAGGACAACGCCUGCUUUCUUUCUAAGAAAGGUUACAUGACUCUGAGGAACAGGACAAUAACCAAGAAGGAAAUGAUACAGCGAUCGAAAAGGAUCUAUGAACAGCUUCCCGAAGUGAGGAAGAAGCGAGAAGAGGAGCAGAGAAAAUCAGCCUGUGCCACAUACCGCUAUAAGGCCCAGCUCUACAAAAUGAAAAUCACCAACCGUGUCUUAGGGAGAAAAGUCCCCUGGGAUUGACAAGCAAGAUGAUCUUCUUUGAAUUCUUAAAUUUUAUGUUGUUUUCUUCUUUAAUUCUAGACUUCUACGUGGGUAUUACGUGUGAUGUGAAUAUGUAAUAGUUGCAUAUGUGUUUUUGUGUGUGUUUAAUAAAAGUUAUUUGAUGUUUUUGUGCAAUUUAAAAAUAGUGAGUUUGUAGGGAGUUGGGGGUGUCCCAGAUGCAGGUGGACAUGACUUUCUUUUGGGGGCCUUCUUCCCACAUGACUGUUCUGAAACAAUGGCUUUCUCUUUCAAUUCCUCCCAGAAGCAGGGCUUCUUUUGCAUAUGUUUUUGUACUUUUAGAAAAUAAAUGAGUUUUGACUUAGAGCAAA
Vombatus ursinus (common wombat) is the source of this 3136-nucleotide messenger RNA. It is a transcript of the gene ALMS1, whose product is annotated as ALMS1 centrosome and basal body associated protein. The record is from RefSeq and is a predicted model, not a curated record. Gene Ontology annotation, cellular component: centrosome; cytosol; centriole. The transcript is spliced from 11 exons. Lineage: Eukaryota; Metazoa; Chordata; Mammalia; Diprotodontia; Vombatidae. Gene Ontology annotation, biological process: regulation of centriole replication. The coding region runs from base 495 to 2786 and encodes 763 amino acids.